AUGAGGGGAGGCAGGGAUGGAGCCGCACUCGUGACAGCGUGCCGAGCGCUCACGCGCAUCCCUCCUCCCGCCGAGAUGCAGCAGGGCCGGCCAUCCCUCUGCUGCGUCUCCACCAUCCGCAGCUCGCAGGGACCACCCGAGCCAGCCGCUGCCGCCGCCACCGCCCACUUCAGCUUCUGCCGCAGCCUCCUGGAGCACACAGUGUCGGCCGAAAACCUCAGCUACCGCCUGCAGCGGAACCCGGGCAGCAGCCUCACCUGGCACGACGGCCGGAGCCAGCGCCCCGACGGCGGCCGCACCGUCAAACUCCUGCGCCAGCCGGGCACCGAGGGCUCACAGGGCCGUGGCUGUGACCACUAUGGCAUCUACCACACCAGCCCCACACUGGGCAGCCUGGUCAAGCCGGUGGUGCUCUGGACCCAGCAGGAUGUGUGCAAAUGGCUGAAGAAACACUGCCCACACAACUAUCUCAUCUACGUCGAGGCUUUCUCCCACCACGCCAUCACAGGUCGGGCGCUGCUGCGGCUGAACGGGGAGAAGCUGCAGCGCAUGGGGAUCGCGCUGGAGGCGCAGCGGCAGGAGGUCCUGCAGCAGGUCCUGCAGCUCCAGGUGCGCGAGGAGGUCCGGAACCUGCAGCUGCUCAGCCAAGAUUGCACCAACACUGUGAACCGAGCUCCGCUGGGAUGGGCUGUGCACCGCCGAUACGAGACCUGAGCCACACGCUUGGAAUAUGAAGAGACAGCUUCCCAGACACUCUGGGGCUUCUCUCCUGCUUCUUCCUUCUUUUUCUUUUAAAGGAAUACAUUCCCGUGCAGGGAUGGAAUGUUUCUUCCAGCAGACAUGGCUCUUAGCUGGAGGAAAAUUAGCAAAGCAGCUGCUGGGACAGAUGAUGAACUUUCACUCACCUGAGCCUGAUAGUUCACAGGGAAAGAGAUGGAAAAAAGGAGAUGGCAACAGGCAUGGCUCAGUGCUGUGGAGAAAGGGAACAUGUGAUUCCUGGGACAGCUCAGAGCCACGUGCAGGACACUGAAGCAUUGUGCACGUGGGCAAUAUCCCAGCACUCGGCAACUUGUAUCCGUGCCUCGGAGCUUAUUUAGGGAGCUUUAAUUUUCUCAUCAGACUGGGCUGUCUUCCAGCGUCCGAGGAGGUGACGUUAUCAGCAGCAAAUAAGAUGAUCCAACCAGCCAAAAAAAUUCAAAGCAGGGCCAAGACCCCAGCACCCGGCUCCACUUGGUGAGUUAAAAAUGGAGCUGAGUCAUCAGAGCUGGAAAAUCUGGAAGUAAAGGCAGGAUGGAUGUGCUGGGAGGGUGCUGUGGCCUGGAGGGAACUGUACCAGGAGCUCGUCCUUCAUCCGCGGGCAGAGGGGGGAGCCCGUGCAGGGGCCAGUGGGAGCAGACGCGGAUGCUGACGGGUUGUGUGGGUGCUGCCCCGGGUGAGGAUGGGGGAUUACUGGGUGCCAGGUACCCCCAACACCGAUGCCCAGCCCUGCUCCUCUCCGUGCUCCCACCAGCUCUGAAGAGCUCUGCUCCACUAGGCAUUGACAGGUGCUCAUCCUGACCUCCUGCCCAGGGGCUGGCGAUGGUGCCACCAAACCCAGGCACCUUCCUGAUGACCUUCACCAUCAAUAAGGUGAAGGUGUUUGCUGUUGCACCCCUCCACCCACUGAACCGCCCUGUCCAGAGCCAGAGGCUGCUCAUGUGGGCAGGUAAGGAACACUCAUGUGUAAAAUAGGAUCUGGGGGUGGGGUGGAUGCUGUCACCUCCCCAUGGUCCUCCUCCAGUGAUGAGGGCAGGGCUGUGGAUCAUGGGGGUCCAAAAAGAGCAGCACCCCAAAGUCCCUGGGGCACUGGGAUGUGGAGGCAGGUCACAGUGCCCCCCGGUCAGGCACCCACCCACUUGCUUCUCUGCUGGUAAUAAAUUAGAGACUGUUAUUUUAA
Molecule: messenger RNA, 1936 nt
Organism: Chiroxiphia lanceolata (lance-tailed manakin)
Lineage: Eukaryota; Metazoa; Chordata; Aves; Passeriformes; Pipridae
Gene: SAMD10
Product: sterile alpha motif domain containing 10
Biological process (GO): cell surface receptor protein tyrosine kinase signaling pathway
Cellular component (GO): cytoplasmic side of plasma membrane
Molecular function (GO): protein binding
Source: RefSeq, a predicted model, not a curated record